GACCAGACCAAUUGUUACUGAAAUAUUCGGGAAUAUCAAGACUGGAUAGACUGAAAGUCACAGCCAUUCGAUCCAUAGCCGAAAGCUUCAACGAUUCAAAGAUUUUGAGGAAAAAGCACAUUCCAAUACUCAACUGCUGUUUAAAGCUGAGAGUUCUUAUUUUUUGUGGUAUAAUUGAAUAACAAAAGUGAGCGAAAAACCCCGCAUAAUUAGGACGCAAACAAGAAAACCCCCCGAAAUAAAAAAGAUAAAUAAAAUCAACCAUAGAAUCCCAUACAAACAAAACUGCGAGACGAAGGAGGCUGUCAUUGUGUGUGCUCUUAGUAUCUGUGUCUGUGUCUGUGGCUGCGUGUCAAGUGGGGGGUGAGAGACCAUCAUCAUCAUCAUCCUCUCCAGGUCCAGGUCCGGGUCCGUCGCCGUCGCCGUCGUAGCUGUUGUCCGGUUCGUUGUCGUCAUCGUUGGCGUUGCCACAACUCGGUAUAAAUAUUCAUUUUGACGAAUCUACCUGCGGCUGAGUGGCGCUAAUGAAGCGCACAAAAUGAAAAUGAAAGGACAUAAUUAUGCUUAUGUUUUACGUGUUAAGUGCUUGGCAAGCACGAUUAAGACGGUUUAUCACCCGCAACAGCGGCAGCAACACGAGCGACAAUCACAACAUCAGCAGAGGCAACAUCAGCGGCAACAGAGGCUACGGCAACUGAAACAGCAACAGAAUCAACAGCAACAGCUGCGACGGCAGCAUCAGGAACAAACGCGUUAGACACACUGACACGCCCCAAACAGUGUCACACAGAUACACACUCACACAUAGGCCGCCACACAGAUAUACACAGAUAUAUCCACAUAAUGCUGAAAGCAAUGACGACACCAGCUACAUUGUCAGCAGAGUUCGCCGCUGCCGCUGCUGCUGCUGCUGCUGCUGCUGCGAUGGAUGACGAUGUCCCCACGAGCAUUUUUGAAAUAGAACUGCCUGCCAUUUUGCUCAACGAGAGCCUCUUCAUCGAGCUGAAUGGCAAUCUAACCCAGUUGGAAGGCACGACCACCAAUUUGAGCCAAAUCAUUUGGAAUCGCAGCGAUGACAGUAGCAGUGGCAGUGCAAACGGAAACGGAAACGGAAAUGGAAGCCCCAUCUUCGGUCUGGACGAGCAGCGGCGGGUGGUCAGCGAGCGUGAGGCGGCCGAGUUCUGGCUGCUGGUCAAGAUGAUAGCCAUGGCCGUCGUGCUGGGCCUGAUGAUACUCGUCACCAUUAUAGGCAAUGUGUUCGUUAUUGCCGCCAUCAUACUGGAGAGAAACCUGCAGAAUGUCGCCAAUUACUUGGUUGCAUCUCUGGCAGUCGCUGAUUUAUUUGUGGCCUGUCUUGUCAUGCCGCUCGGCGCCGUCUACGAGAUAAGCAAUGGCUGGAUAUUGGGACCGGAACUUUGUGACAUUUGGACGGCUUGUGACGUCCUUUGCUGCACAGCAUCCAUAUUGCAUCUGGUGGCCAUUGCGGCGGACAGAUAUUGGACGGUGACCAACAUUGACUACAACAAUCUGCGGACCCCGCGGCGCGUCUUUAUGAUGAUAUUCUGCGUCUGGUUUGCCGCCCUGAUUGUGUCCCUGGCACCGCAGUUUGGCUGGAAAGAUCCGGAUUAUCUGAAGCGCAUUGAGGAACAGCACUGCAUGGUGUCGCAGGAUGUGGCCUAUCAGAUAUUUGCAACCUGUUGCACCUUCUAUGUGCCUCUGCUGGUGAUUCUAUUUCUGUAUUGGAAAAUCUACAUAAUUGCCAGGAAGCGCAUACAACGACGCACACAAAAGUCCUUCAAUGUGACGUUGACGGAAACAGAUUGCGACUCGACAGUGCGUGAGUUGAAGAAGGAGCGGGGCAAGCGGCGCGUGGCAGAGCGGAAGCGGCAAGAGGCUGGUGACGAGAUAUCCGCUGGCGUAACCGAGCCGCAGGUGCAACAUCGGACGCGUAAGCGAAUGCGGAUCUGCUUUGGCCGCAACACGAACACGGCCGGCAUCUGUGCCGGCUCGGAGGGAGCCGUUGCUCGAUCCAUGGCCGCCAUAGCCGUGGAUUUUGCCAGCCUGGCGAUCACGCGGGAGGAGACGGAGUUCAGCACCAGCAACUACGACAACAAGAGCCACGCGGGCACCGAGCUGACGACAGUCUCCAGUGACGCGGACGAUUACCGCACCAGCAACGCUAAUGAAAUCAUCACGCUAUCGCAGCAGGUGGCCAAUGCCGCGCAGCAUCAUCAGAUAGCCUCCCAUCUGAAUGCCAUAACGCCGCUGGCCCAGUCCAUUGCAAUGGGCGCCACCCACCUUACCACAUCCACGGCUGGCAUUCGGACGGAGGAGGGCGCAGAAGCAGUGGACGGAGGCAGCAGCCCCGGCAAGGCCGUGGGCAUUGGCAUGGGGACUGUGCUAUCCAGCAUUGCCAAUCCACACCAGAAGCUGGCCAAGCGCCGGCAGCUGCUGGAGGCAAAGCGAGAGCGCAAGGCCGCCCAGACACUGGCCAUCAUCACAGGCGCCUUUGUCAUCUGCUGGCUGCCCUUCUUCGUGAUGGCCCUGACAAUGAGCCUGUGCAAGGAAUGCGACAUCCAUCCGGCCAUUGCCUCGCUAUUCCUCUGGCUGGGCUACUUCAACUCCACCCUGAAUCCGGUCAUUUAUACCGUGUUCAAUCCGGAAUUUCGAAGAGCCUUCAAGCGGAUUCUCUUUGGCCGCGGCAAUGCGGCGCGGGCUCGCAGUGCGAAAAUUUGAUUUCAACUGAAGGCCAACGAGGACCAGUAUCUAUAGUUAAGGUGAAACCUCAAAAACAAAAGUCUGGCAGAGCCGUACUCGUGCUCGCAGGAGGAGAGGUCAGUAUCGACAUGCUAUGGAAUUGGCCCAUCUAUGUAGCAUGUAGAUGGAAUAUGUUUUAGCAGCGACAAUCUAAACUAGUUAUAAACAACCCACACACACACACACACACCCAUGUGUCCCAAAGACAAGAAUCAGCAAUCCGAUGCAAAACGAAAUUGUAGUCUUAAGUCAAUGCUUCUUAGCGGAUAUACAUAUGGCAUUAUUGUAGAUGAUAGAUACUCAGUAAAUGUAAAUUAUGUAAAUGCAUAUGCAUAUGCAUAUGCAUAUGAUAGAUACUUCUAGUCUUCCCUGUGUCUUAAAGAAACCCAAGUGAAGUAAAGUUUAAAUAUUAGCGCCCUAAGUAACCAGGUUGGGAAUGAUAAUGAUAUCGGGGUAAGUGGUAAACAAGGCUGGGUCCAAGGAAUUCGUAUUUCUGUGUUAGUUGAAUGUGUUUCGCUCUAGUUUAAGCAUAAUGCUCAAUUAUUUCCAUCAGAAUAGCUAUAAGUCUAAGUGUAUGUAUCAUGUGUGUAUACAAGUCAAUAUCAAAUUUUAACGAAUUUACACGGCAAACACAAAUUACUCUAGAGGAUCUCCGCCACACAUCAACAACAUUGCAUUGCAUGUACAUAUAACAAGAUAAAACCCAAUUCACAUAACACUCAAAAAACGCAUCUAGCACGGCUUAUAAUCCAGGAAAAUGAACUGAAGUGCAAAAGUGAACGCUGAAACUUUCCCCAGAAGCCCCAUGUGCCCCGCAGCACACACAGCACUUCUAAUUGUUAACCGAAACCGCAGAACAGUAAAGUUGAAAACCAAAGCAGUUCUGGUUGGAUCAUGAUAUAUGAGCUAUACUCAAACGCAGGCAUACCAUGCAUACACAUCCCCCAGUCGAAUAUGAGAUAUAUUCAUAUGCAUACAUAUGUAUGUAAUUAUGUGUGCUCAUAUACGAGUAUAUAGUGGUAUAUUUAUGGUAAAUUUUUGAAAAGUUUUCUUGUUAAUAAAUGGACUUACAGUUUUAGCAGAUAGUCAACCAGAAACCACCCGGCAACAACAAAAGUAACAACAGAAACUUAGAAUACUAUAUAUGUAUGUGUGUGCGCAUCUGUACGAAGUAGCCAUUAAGUCAAUGCUUCAGUUGAAACAUAAUAUUCUUCAAAGUGCAAUAUACAUAUGUGUUUAUAUAUAUUUGUGGGUGUAUUUAUGCAACUUCUCGAUGU
Drosophila persimilis is the source of this 4034-nucleotide messenger RNA. RefSeq names its product 5-hydroxytryptamine receptor 2B (gene 5-HT1B). The record is from RefSeq and is a predicted model, not a curated record. The coding region runs from base 844 to 2736 and encodes 630 amino acids. Gene Ontology annotation, molecular function: G protein-coupled receptor activity. The transcript is spliced from 9 exons. Gene Ontology annotation, biological process: adenylate cyclase-activating adrenergic receptor signaling pathway. Gene Ontology annotation, cellular component: membrane. Lineage: Eukaryota; Metazoa; Arthropoda; Insecta; Diptera; Drosophilidae.